Messenger RNA from Symbiodinium natans, 1407 nucleotides. The record is from the annotation of a GenBank genome assembly. Lineage: Eukaryota; Dinophyceae; Suessiales; Symbiodiniaceae.
AUGGCGCAGCAGCAUGUGGUCUUCGUGAAUAUUGGUGCGGCGGGGCACAUGAACCCCACCCUGCCGGUGGUGUCUGAACUGUGUGCGCGAGGCGUGGCAGUGACUUACUUCGUCGAAGCGAAGAUGCGAGAGGUGGUGGAGGCUGCGGGGGCCCACUGGAAGCUCCUCGAGGGACACAAGGAGCUCACCGAGGAGCAGAAGGCGAAGUACGUUCCGGCCGGCAUGCUCCCGGACGAGUACGAGUUUCCCAUGAACAUGCUGGCCCAGGCAGCCGAUCAGUUGCCAGGGCUGCUCUCAGAGUUGAGAAGCCUUAGCCCGCCUCCCACCGUCAUCGUGUACGACCCCUUCCUGCCCCAUCCACUGGUGGCAGCACGCAUCUUGGGUAUCCCUGCGGUGAGCACGCUGACGAUGCCGGGCCCGGGUGUCAUCGCGCGGCCGGCACCGGUCACGGAGAAGUGGGAGUCCAACGAGGUGGUUCGCAGGGCGAGCAAGGAGAUCCGGGACGCCUACGGCGUUGACGUGUUUGAGAAUGGCGGGCUGAUGGAGUUCUACUCCCCACAGGGCAGCAUCGUCACCACCAUUGAUGGGCUCUUCGUGCCACCAGUGCAGGGCAUGCAGCGUGACCGAUUCGGUCACUUUCCCUUCACCUGCGUGGGGCCGUUGGUUGACACAAAGGUGAAGCGCGUGUCCCAUCCCUCCGCGUGCGAUGCGGAGUCUAAGCCGUCCAUGGAGUCCAGCGAACUUCCCUGGGAUGUCAUUGAUUCGGCCGAAUCCAAGCGCCUUGUGCUCGUCUCUCUGGGCACCGUUGCAAACUCCCACCUUUGGGACAAGAAGCUGAGUUCGCAGGCGCUUAACAACGGCCUGGAGAACUGCACCGGCAAAGAGAUCGUGCAGUUCGUCUUCCGAACAGUCUUCGAAGCACUGCAGGAGGAGGAGGACCUCCUUGUGGUAUUGGUCGUGGGUUGUCAGCCUGACGUGCUGGAUGGCCUGCCCACACCGCCUUCCAACUUCAUCGUUCGUAAGACAGUGCCACAGAUUGAGCUCUUGCCGAAGUGCCACGCCUUCCUCUCGCAUUGUGGUGCCAACAGCAUGCACGAGGCGCUUGGCUUUGGAAUCCCGUUGGUUGGCGUGCCGCUUUUUGGAGACCAGGUGCCCAACAGCCUGUCCGUGGCUGAGGCUGGCGCCGGGAUCGCCUUUGCCUCGCCACUGAAGACCCUCACCGGCCCGGGCCUACGCUCCGCCAUGCGGCAGUUGGUGGAUGCUGACCCAGGCAACCCAUUCCGCCAGGCGGCAGUCGGCCUCAGCAAGCGCAUGCAGGCGGCCGGAGGGGUACAGCGAGCUACCGAGGUGAUUCUGGAGACUGCCAUGACUGCCAUGGCCAAGCAGUCUGCUCUUGCAGGUGCCUAG